GACCAAGUUGAAGAACAAUUCGAAGCCCACGCUCAGCUGAGAGGGAAGCCCUUCUCAAUCAGGCACGCGGAUGCAACUUCCUCACGCAGAUAUCACGUGCCACCUUUAUUGCCCCGGCCUCCCAUCACGUGCGACAUAUCCUUCCGGGCAAGAGAGGAAAACAACGGAGAGACCGGAGAGAGAGACAGAGAGAGAGAGAGAAAGAGAGAGAGAGGAGCGGGGCAUCCGGAAUGGGCAACACGAAGGCGCCCACAGCGACAAGGAAGACGAAGAAGAAGGGGCGGCCCUCUCUCCUGGACCUCCAGCGCCGUAGUCUGCGACUCCAGCAGCAGCAGCAGCGCGAUCCUAGCCUCGAUGAUGAUCCCCGACACCGCGACGCAGCAGCGGCGGUGGCGGACGACGACGAUGACGAAGAGUCCGACCAGGGGAGGCGGGAGAAGAAGCUUCGCCUCGUACUUCGCCUCCACAACAACCCUAACACCGAUUCGGCUGUAUCUGGCUCCGAAUCGGAUGACCGCAGAAGCAGAAAGCUCGGGGCCGCCCGGAAUGAUGCCCAGAUAGAAAGGCAGAAUCCUACAUCGAAAGUGACGGAUCUUCCACAAGAUUUUGGACCCACUACACCAUUACCGGACAAAAAGUUGUUAGUUUUUAUCUUGGAUAGGUUGCAGAAGAAAGAUACUUAUGGCGUCUUUGCUGAGCCUGUUGACCGUGAGGAGCUUCCAGAUUAUCAUGACAUUAUCAAACAUCCCAUGGAUUUUGCUACGAUAAGGAAGAAGCUUUCAGAUGGAGCUUAUGCCAACCUAGAGCAGUUUGAGCAAGAUGUUUUUUUAAUCAGCUUAAAUGCAAUGCAAUACAAUGGAUCAGACACAAUUUACUACAGACAGGCUCGAGCAAUUCAAGAGCUUGCAAAAAAGAACUUUGACAAUCUGAGACAAGAAAGUGAUGAUAAUGAUCAAGAACCAAAGCCAGCAAGGAGAGGUAGACCACCGACUAAAAAUAUAUUUAAGAAAUUAGGUCGCCCUACUGCUGAUAAUCCUUGUUCCAAUCUCUCUUCCAAUGCAACACUUGCUAAUGCUGGAGAUAAUCAUCAAUCAACCAACUUCUCACACAAUUUAUCACAUACUGGGUUGGAUAAAACCAGCCUGCCCAACUUGUCUACAAGAACUUAUUCUCUUCGCAAUACCGAACCUCAUGGUUUCACCAAUGAGCAUAAGUUUGAAAGGCAUGAAGACAAUUCAGGUUCUAUUUAUAAAGGUGGUUCAUUGAAAUAUCUAAAGAAAUCCUUUGUGAUGGAUGAAAACCGUCGCAAUACAUAUACCCAACCUGAGGUGGCCGGCUCCCUAACUGAGCCAUCGGUGUUAACAGCAUUUGAUGGAGAGAGAAAGCAGCUGAUUCCUGUCGGCCUUUACACAGAGCAUGCUUAUGCAAGGAGCUUGACUCGAUUUGCUGCAAAACUUGGUCCUAUUGCCUGGGAAAUUGCUGCUAAACGCAUCGAGCGUGUUCUACCUCCCGGGACAAAAUUUGGCCGUGGGUGGGUCGGAGAGAAGGAUGCACCACAACAGUCUCAUCCUCUACUAUCUAGAUCCCCAAAUUCAUCCCAACCGGAAAACUUGCCGACCACAAGUGCAUCGGCAUCUGAACACGCAUCUGAUGAUGCUGCGGUGGAAGUUAAUGCAAGCUCGACUUCGCCAGCUGCUUCACUUUCUCACCCAAGCAGAUCCAUAGAUUCUGCAGAAGCUACUACUAAACAUCAAGCAAGUUCUUUGAAACCACAUGGUAUUUGGCAAAAGACAGGAAAUCAACUUCCGCAAGUCGGUGCGAUGCAGCCACUGAACGGUUUUAGUCGACCCAUGGGGUUUAACCAUCCUUCUCAAGCUGGUAAUGUUAUCAAGGUAUCAGCAUCACCCGGCAGCUUUCAUUCACAGGCAAUGCUAACACAUCCUUGCGCAUCAUCAGACAUGCUGUCAAGAACUAACACUCAAGCUGAUACGACUAAUUCAGUUACUGGUCCAACUACAUCACCGAUCUCCGGCAUCCACCUGCCUGAGGGUCCCCAUGAUUCUCAGGGAACAAGGAGAGUGGCAUCAAUGACAAAGUCAGUUUCUUUUUCUCCCGAUCUAAAUUUAGGCUUCCAGUCACCAGGUUCACCGGUUUCAGGCGUUCGAUUAGAAUCGAAAAACCCAAACCUAGCAUUGGGGCUCUGAGAUUGUACACCUUCAUAAGUUCAUUUUCCAUUUGGUAGAGGUUAGAGAGCAGAAGCGGCCAUGACUCAUGUUACAGAUAGUGCUGCAAUGAUGCAGGCGUUUUAACAAUUAAGGAACCCCCGCAUUCUGUUGUAAAAGUAGAAGAAGGGUGUUUGUACAGAUUAAUUAUUAUCGAUAUUAAUUCUUAACAAGAUGU
Molecule: messenger RNA, 2400 nt
Organism: Zingiber officinale
Lineage: Eukaryota; Viridiplantae; Streptophyta; Magnoliopsida; Zingiberales; Zingiberaceae
Product: bromodomain-containing protein 9-like
Exons: 9
Coding region: 231-2204 (657 amino acids)
Molecular function (GO): protein binding
Source: RefSeq, a predicted model, not a curated record